GAAAAGUUUUACUUCGUAGAUUACGCAGGCCUCGACGGCUGUUGGUGUACAACUGAAUGCGUAUAACAAACAAGAAAAGACAUUUUGUGUAAAAAAUGAGAAAAAUUGGAGCUUUCUAAUGAGAAGGACACAUCCUAUUCUAUGCUAAUAGACCACAAUGAGUACAAGGUCGCGACGUGCUCAGACAGGAGGUACUCUGGCUGCACCUUCUUCUCGACCUACAGUGAAGACAAGACGUCGUGGGGCAUCAUCCUCCAUUGAUGACAUAGAGAAGGAAAGUAGUGCCGGGAAACAGGAAGUUCUAGAGAGAGCAGAAGACAGCCCGGUACCGUCUGCUGCUAAACGUCUGAAAACUGAACCAGAGGUUCCAAAACAGCCACCACUGAAACACGGCAAACUAACGAGGCAGGAUGGGACUGACACUCCUGAGAAAGACCUUGAUGAUUUGACCCCCAAGUCAACGCCAUCAAGCAGUCGUCCAGCAUCAAGCUUGAGUCUGAGUACGACACAGUCCAGUUCAGCGACGCCGACACCGCCGCCCCCUCUGCCAACGAACAUGCACAGAGCUAUGUCACUAGACAGUGUCGAACAAGCACCAGAUACAGUGCUAAUGAAAUCACCAAACGACGAUGAUGUCAUGAGAAACAUUGCCAAACCGCCCAAAAAGCGAAAAGCUCCCGAUGAAAUUGAAACAGAUACGUCUAGUUUGUAUCCCCCAAAUAAACCGCUGAUUGACCUUCAGCAGUGGACAAAUCAACGUGUGCUAGCCAGGAAAGAUUUGAUAUUUCAAUCAGGAAUUAUUAAGAACAUAUUUCAUAACCAGCGUGUUGGGAUUCAGUUUGAGGGUGACAAAGAAUUGACGCAUUUUUCUGUGUUUGACACAAAGUUGUGUAACAUUGUCGGAGAUAAUCCUCCGCCAGCAGUCAUGAUCUCAGUUGGUUGUCGUGUUUGUGUCCGAGCAAAUCAAGAACAACAUGUUUUCUAUGAAGGUCAAGUUGUGGAGAAGAAAGUUCAACAACCGGUAUUAUAUAGAGUGCGUUUGAUCCACAACUCCCAUGCGGCCAUGUUUGGUCAGGAGAUUUGGAUGCCUCGUGCAAACAUCAGACUCCUACAGCCACCCUGGCAUGAUGACCUUGAAGAGGGAUUUCCGGAGCAGCCAACUCCGCCCCCUAUCACACCUACAGCUACACAACCUACAUAUCAGUAUCAGAUAAUUCCCCAGCCAAUGGCACAUCCACAUCAGCCCCCACAUCUUACCCAGCCACAUACUCCCAUGAUGCCACACCAACCACCGUUACCAGGGCAACCAGCUCAUCAUGCCCACUUCAUGGAUCAUUCUCCACGAUAUGUCGAACAUUCCCCUUCAAUUGCCCAAAGUGCUAGUUUUGAGAGAGAGUCCUCAGAUGACGAGAUGAGGAGUGAGGAGGUGUAUUUCGAUUCAUCGGGACUGAGUACACCAAGGUCAGGUAGCGCCACACCAGGGUCAAGGUGUAGCCAUAGUCUGAGUGAUGGAAAGAACCGACAUCCGCUUAAAAAGCGAGAUAUGUCAAGAAGCCGAAGUGCCCAGUCAUGUGAGAGCAGUCGGUCUAGUACGCCUCGUUCUCCUACAACAAACCAGAAAUACAAAAAGGGGGAUGUUGUUUCUACUCCUAAUGGCAUACGUAAGAAGUUUAACGGUAAGCAGUGGAGAAGGUUGUGUUCCAAAGAUGGUUGUACAAAAGAAUCUCAACGUAGAGGGUACUGCUCAAGACAUCUCUCUUCUUCUGGUAAAGUAAUUAGGUCAGCUCCAACAAUACCUGGAAUGAGAAAAGGCGACAUGAAGGAUGGACAUAUUGAAUGGGCAGAUGCACACAGUUCCCGAGACACUGAUUACGACCCAAGUACCCAUGGUAUGGAUGAAACAGAAGCAGCCAACAUGUUGGUGUCGCUUGGCAACUCUAGGUCAACAACACCAGCAUUUUCCCCUACGCCAUCUUCUGUGAGCAGUCUGUCACCACGGAAACGUCAUCCUUCUUCGCCUCAAAGUGGAGCAGGUCUAAGAGGGAUGUCGGCAGCAUUUACCCCAAUUUCACCCCACCCACAAAAUCCUAAUCACAGUUAUAUGCCUUCGCCAACUCGCAGCUGGAGUUCUGGAAACUCAAACAAAUCAGGGAGCUCAUCGUCAGAGCAUAUUUCACCUAUAACACCAAGAUUUCCACAAGGAGGUACAAACUCAGCUUUUCAACAUCCAUCCAUGAUCGAGCGAGGUCGUGCUCCAAGUCUUGGGCUACUUAACAAAGAACACAUGAAAAGUAACGACUCCGGAAUAGAUAUCAACACUCCGAAAACAUUUAAAACAGUGCCAUCUUCACCUUCUCCGCAAGGUCAUUUCCCGAACAAUUCACAAAGCUUGUAUGCUUCUACAAUACAGCAACACUUGGCUGCACAGUCACAUCAAAUGAGGACUGGUAGUCUGUCAUCAAAUAUUGACGGUCCUCAACCUAUGGAGAUCAAACCUCGAUCCAGUACGCAAAGUUUGUCAGACUUGAGGCCUAGGGAAACAAUUACAAUUAAUGCACAAUUGAUACCAGUGGCUCUAAUGCCUCAGAAUGGAAUGAAAGAAGCAGCGCCACCUAGUGGUGGUUCGGAAAUGGGGUAUCCCACACAUCAGCAGAGAGCCAGAGAGGAAGCAAAGCAGCCGACAGCGGCCACCACACUGUUACCUGUGAUGACAGACCUCAAUGAACACAAACAGGAAGUUUCUGCUCAAGAAGCCGAAAUUCCAAAAGAGCCAAAACAACUUCGGGUUUAUCAGUGGCACUCACUGGUUCCCUAUUUCACAAACACGAAGCCAGUGGACAAUGCCAAACCAGCCAUGAUGCCUGUGGAGACAAAAGCUGCGAAGAAAGUGGUUACCUUACCACCCAAACGUCCCUUUGCCAUCCACCAGAGUAUCUCCGACAACAUUCCAAAAGAUGAUGACGAUGAUUUGCCCGAUGCAGAUUAUGACGACGACGAUGUUUUUGAUACGAAAGAUGAGCAAUCAGAAACAGCGAAAAAAAUAGUUCCAGCAAAACGAAGAUCUCAGUCACUAAGUGCUCUAAAAGACUCUGAAAGAAGUCCAAGAAAGGGUAAAGACAAAGACCAUAUACGAAGACCAAUGAAUGCCUUCAUGAUAUUCAGCAAACGUCAUCGACCGUUGGUGCACCAGAAACAUCCGAACCAGGAUAAUCGGACGGUAUCUAAGAUACUAGGAGAGUGGUGGUAUGCCCUCGGACCUAAAGAGAAACAGAAAUAUCACGAAUUGGCUCAUCAGGUUAAAGAAGCACAUUUUAAGGCCCAUCCAGAAUGGAAGUGGUGUUCAAGAGAUAGGAAAAGAUCGACUACCAUUGCAGCAACCUUGAAGCAACGAUCCAACAGUCAAAGGCUUGGCUCCACUGAUUUAAACGAAGGUAAAACGUCUCAACUCGGAAAAAAUGAAGUCGUAGAUGCCGGAGUUACCUUUGAUGAUGAUGCCUUUGAACCUGAACCAGAACCUAAAGCUGGUCUGACCCUGUUUGAGCUUCAGCGAGGGCGAUCUCAGAGCCUGUCGGCUUGUCUUCCGAGGGAGGACGAGUCCCAGGGGUUUAAUCAGUAUAAUCAGAAUGAGGAGACAAUGGAGAGACACAAUACUGAGAACAGGUAUUCUAACAGUAAUGUUGCUCAGGGUAUGGUUGCCAUGGAAAUAAAUCAACAGAAAAAGGAGGCUGAUAAUGAUAGCAGUGAUGAAGAAAAAAUGGUGAUUUGUGAAACUGAAAAGCCUAGAGAAAGUGGAGAUAAAGGCUCUGAGGCAGAUGGCAUAGACCUGAAUUGCCGUGAACAGGUUAGUGACAGCGAAACUGACAGUACACCUGAAGAUGACAUUAUUGAGAAUAAAGCGUUUCCACAGCAACGAUUUUCACCUGUAAUGAAACACAUUAACUCGUCCGAUAUAACAUAUCGUCCCAAACCUAUUAAACGUAUCCCAGAUUCAGGUAAACCUGGCCCAAAUAGUCCCGUGGGAGUUCCGCCAGGACAUCAAAGCUUUGAUAGGCAGAUUCCUAGGCCAUCCAGUAAUGGCUCAAACUUUCAACCUACAGGUGCCGUUUUUAAAGCAAAGGGGAAGCAAUCUCGAUACUUAUCUACAGGAAGUGUACAAGAUCUGAGAACGAGUCUAUAUGAUCACAUGCCCAAUCACAGAGGUGAGAGUGUAUCCUCUAUGCGUGGUUUAAAUCAACAACAGAUGAAAAUACAUAAUAUCACUAUGGCAACAGGAAGUGAACAAAAAAUAAUAAUGAGUUCAAAUAUGGAAACAACUCUUGGUAAUCAAAAUGGCAGAGGUGGUCCAAUUAUAGGAAAAUUUUCUCAGCGUGGACCAAUCAAACAACAGCAGCCGCAAAGGCAGACAACUCCAGUGUCGACAACCCAGUCAAUAUUGCAGCAGACGCUACAAACAGGUGCCCAGAACACGCGCCCUGUAACUACAACAGCUAUACAUAUUGUCCCUUCACCCCAACAGGCUUUGCUGAAUCAGCAGUAUGCCAACAAAAAUAGUGUGAUACCAACAUUUACUACAAUUGGAAAGCCAAUUUCGGCUUCAGUCCCAUCAGUUUCAUUGCAACAAAAUCCUGUGCAUGGAAGUUUUAAUACAUCUAUAGCCACUGCUAAUAUGCAGCCACAGACUAUUCUUCCAAACGCGUCUUCAGCAGGUCUGAAGAAUGUGGGCGGAACAAUAGUUCUUCAAGGAAUACCUGCAUCUCAAUAUGGCAUGAUAAUUGGAUCGCAAGCUUUGGCAUCGCCAACGGUUACCAAACCACCAACACUGUCUGUAGCUGGCUCGACGCAGUAUAUUGGAAAUUCCCUACAGAAUUACAUACCUCUGACAGCAGGACAAAAUCAAGGUCAGGCAACUCCUACACAGACAAUGGCGCCACCUACAGUCCUGACCAACUUUAUUAUUAAACCUGGUCAAGGUGGGCAAACUAUCCAGCCAGCGUUGAAUUCACCAUCACCAGGGCAGCCUUUAACACCAAAUUUCAAUCAACCAACACAUGUUCAAUAUAUUUUACCCUCCAUUCGGAUGCAGGCCCCUCAGCCUGGUGGUAAAGUUCAGAAUCAUGUCAUUCAGAUGGCAUUGCCUGGUACCCAUUUACCACAAGGCAGUAUUCAACUAACAUUUGCUGGGAACCAAAAUGGUACCCAAGCCCAGUCAAUGCAACAAGUUCAACAAGUGAAAGUGUCGCCACAGCAAGUUCAAACUGGAAAAAUCCAGAUAACACCCGGGUAUAAGGUUGUUCAGAGUCCUGUGAAGCAACAGCCAUCCCCAGCUGCCUCGCCUCAGCUGAACACAGCACCACAAACUAUACAGGUGAUAAGCCAGAAUGUUGGAAAUAAACAGCAGACUGUGACACAGUAUGUAGCUGUAAGCCAGUCUCCUGGUAUGCUAGCAUCACCACAACAAAUACAGAUACAGUCUGCACAGCAACCUGUUGUUUCCAGGCAACAACAAAAUCAACAGUUACAGAAUCAGUUGCAGCAUCAGUUACAGACUAUACAGCCAGUUCAAACAUUGAAUACACAGCCACUGAUCCAGCAAGCUCUUCAGCAACCGGUUCAGCAGCAGACCCUGCAACAGGCAUUACAGGCACCGGUACAGUAUCAGCAACCACAGUUGCAAGUUAACCCACAACAACAACAACAGCAGCAGCAGCAACGUGUGAUAUUGCCGUCAACACAAAAGUUACAAUUUAUGCAGCCUACCAGUAGUGUAGCUGCGCCACCUAUAGCGUCUCCAGGGGUCAAGGUCGUGUCAUCAGCAGCUUCACCAGCCUACAUACAGUAUGUCGGGUCAGUCCAAGGACAACAGGGUACGGUUCAGCAGGUUCUGAUACAACCCCAGAAUGUACAGAGACCUUCCUCCACCGGAAAUGUCUCCAUGGCGUCCUCUCAACCGUCUACUCAACCGAACAUUGCACCGAAACCUACUCCGGUACUGAGUAAAACUGGAACUCCACCGGAUAACCAGAGUCCAAUGUUUUACCAAGGUGUAAUGAAUCUGAAGAAUCAAAGUUAUAUCACCAUGGCAUCUGAAAUGAAAGGAGAAAUUGGAUAUAUAACUAGCCAAAACCUUCAACCUAAACCUCAGAAGGUGAAGGCCACGAUUGCUAAUAUACCCGUAGGUACAGAGAGUCUUCAGAAGUUCAACACUUUACCUGCACAGAAACAGUAUGGUAGUGCUUCAACACCUAAAGGUUUCCCAAUGUCUCCGAACUUAUCCUCUGCUCUCGCAUCGCCAGCAGGACUCUUAUCCCCUGCUAGGACCUCUCCGUCCCAGUAUGGGAGGGACCAGGUAUUGGAUCAUCGACCCCAGAGGCCCUCACCGCUUGUACUGUCACCGUCACCUGUCAGCAAACCGAUGGAGGUUUCAGAAGGUCAAAAAGGUCAAGAUGGACAAAAUCAGGAGGCCCAAGAAGUGGAUGCUAAUGGUAAACCUCAGAGGCCCGGCAAAGGAAAAAGAUAUAAAGAUUUUAUAGCAGAAAAUGGGAUAAAGCCUUUUAAAAAGGAUAGAAAGGUUUACAGCAGUAAGUCUGGUACCCAGGAAAAUCUCCCUGAGGAGAGGAACCAGCCAGUAUCACAGGACCAGACACCAACCACCUCAGUGACCCAGAUCACAGUGACUGGUCCAGAGGAGUCUGAUUCACAGAGCAGCUCUAUACAGAUGUUGUCUCCUCCACCAUCGGCGGGUGAAAAGGUAAAGAGAAAACCACCACCGUUACCGAGCCCGACUUCACUAAAUGUUCCCUCGCCAAUGCCUUCUCCGGGACUCACUAGCCCAAGGAAAACUAUAUUGAAGAAAAAUAUCGAAGAUGGCAUGGAUAAGGUAUUGGAGCGUGUGAAUUUUGAUCAGAGAUUUGAGCAACUACCGCAGUUUAACCCAGAGACAUCAGAAGUUGGUACCCCUCUACCACAGAGCCCGCGGGGAAUAAUUGUCAGCUACAAGAAACGGAGGAAAAUAUCUUCUUUAGCCAAGCCGGACAAUAAUGACAGUUCAGACCAUACCUCAGACACGCCCCAGACUCCCCACACCCCAUCAUUGCCCCAUACACCACUGGCCUCACUACCACAGACGCCUAAGACACCAAGAAGUGCCAGGUUUGAUGAUGGUCAGUUCUUCGGUAAAGAUUUCAGUCUGGACACUCUGGCCGAUGCUGCCAUAUCGAGACCAAAUUUGGUAACAGACCCAUUUACCGAUGGUGACCUUCACUCACCAAUGACCCCGAAAACGCCAAGUUCUCCGGGACAGUUUUCCUCGUUACGCAGGAUCCUUGACCAAAGACGAAAUCUUGUGAUGCAGCUGUUUGAAGAGAAUGGACUCUUUCCUACAGCCCAAGCUACAGCCACGUUUCAAGCCCGGUACCAGGAUAUCUUCCCAACAAAAACUUGUCUACAACUGAAGAUAAGAGAGGUCAGACAGAAAAUGAUGGCACAGUCUGCUGCACAGGAAGCUGCUGCACUUGGUGGCCCAGGUGAAGGGGGAGAUAAUUCUUCACAGUCUGCUGGUGAUUUUGAGAACCAGUCCAGUAAUCAAGAAAAGGAUGAUUCUGCAGAGCAGUCAUAAUU
This is a messenger RNA of Ruditapes philippinarum (Manila clam), 7617 nucleotides long. RefSeq names its product protein capicua homolog. Bases 158 to 7615 code for a protein of 2485 amino acids. The record is from RefSeq and is a predicted model, not a curated record. Gene Ontology annotation, biological process: regulation of transcription by RNA polymerase II. The transcript is spliced from 25 exons. Gene Ontology annotation, cellular component: nucleus. Lineage: Eukaryota; Metazoa; Mollusca; Bivalvia; Venerida; Veneridae. Gene Ontology annotation, molecular function: DNA-binding transcription factor activity, RNA polymerase II-specific; RNA polymerase II transcription regulatory region sequence-specific DNA binding.